Molecule: messenger RNA, 2937 nt
Organism: Sycon ciliatum
Lineage: Eukaryota; Metazoa; Porifera; Calcarea; Leucosolenida; Sycettidae
Exons: 6
Coding region: 390-2105 (571 amino acids)
Source: RefSeq, a predicted model, not a curated record
GCAGCGAUGAAUCUAGUGGAAUGCGAGUACUUUCGGCCGUUUCGUGCAAUGAUCUUGACAUAUGCCCGUCAUUUUGAUUUCUUGCACGCCACCAGCAUUCUGCUGCAUUCUCCAAGCACAUACUGGCUCACUCGGGUGAAAUCAGAAGUCAUGCUGCAGAACGGAGACUCGAUCACUCGUUGGAGACGCGAUUUGAACCUUUCAGUGAAGGGCCAUUGAUUUGCAAGAGAUGUUGUCCAGUAGGAGCACGUCUUUCCAUUCCUUGCUUGAUCAGGUCGUCCUUGCUGAGCUUUGGCGAAAGCAGGUUCCACAUCUAGUGCGGACUCCUGCUCUCUGAGAGUAGCCACCGGCCUUUGUCGUACGAGCAACAUUCAUAGAUUUGGCGGCUUAUGGCAAUGAGUAUGAGCGAAGGAAGAAGGACUUUCCGAACACGUUGCCCAGAAUUGCUUCUGUUGGUAAUGCUACUGGUUGUAGUUAGUGAUGCACUGAACUCGGACCAGUUUGUCGUCAUCCAUGACGUAAACUGCAGGUACAGGUACCGCUACGACACCAAGAAUACGUGUGCUGGCCCUCGCUGCUGGAUGGAUCCAAGGCUUUUCCAAACACCCGACAUUUCAGGAACGCCUCAACGUCAGAGGCUUUGCGUUGUCCGCGUGCCCGUCGGAGCGUAUGACGUGGAGUUCUUUUUCCCACUGGCUGAUGUAAAGUAUCCGAGCUCAAACUGCACUUGGAGCGUGGUCAACAAUCGUAUCGGCAUGUACAAGACGUUGGGAAAUGGUACGCGUCUAAACAUCUCGGAGCAGCAAGACAAAUUCCAAUACCGCGAACCACCGCUGGGCAACGGUUCGGAUCCCUGGUGUCUAUCCCCCAGUCUGCCAGCAAUCGCCGACCCCUACUCUGACAAUUGUACGGUUAACAUGUUCUUCUCCAGCAUGAAGGACAUCUACGAAGGUAACUGGCAGUUCAUCGUGCAGCCAGCUGACGGAGCUGCCCCGGGCGCUGAGCCGGCCGUGCACCAGUUUCAGAUAGAGAGUGUCCAGUGGACGUGCGGUGUGUGCUUUGGUGAAAAUAGCCAGUGCAGAACGCUCACAUACACUGACGUCUACCCACCGCAGCGGUUGGACGACUUCAAGCCCUUGUUCACGAUACCAAGGGUGCCCAUCAAGAUUGGCCAGAGCAAGUGCAUCAGGUUUGAAAGCACCGCAGAUCUACAUGGCGGCUGGUUGCUGGCCAACAACGCAACGUCUGAGCAUGCGCAACCAGUCCAGUAUGUGGAGCAAGCAGACGGCGGGACUUCGGGUCCGACGACCCUAACCGUUUACCCCAUACCGGGGGUGUCGACCUAUGGUUUGUACCAACAGUGUCUGCAUAUUGAUCACAUGACCACGUCCCUGGCAGGAUGGUACUUCUACCAGUUCAGUGACGCACACACAGCCGCCAGUUCGAGAAACGGCACCAUCGCCAUAUUCGUCGAAGUCGAACAGGACGGACUGAGCACCGGCGAGUUACGGGCACCAUACCGCAUUGAAUUUGGGAUUCUGGAUGCUGUACUGGUUCUUUGGUUCUGCGCUCUAUCCCUUUAUCUCUGCCGCAGGGACUUUAAGCCUUGCAAGAACGGCACCUGUCGGCGGAACUUCAGAGAAGGAACACCCGAGGAACACCAACGUAUCCUAGCUGAGUCCGAAGCCAGCGGCGAUCAAGGAACAUCAAAACCGCCUGUUGUUACCCCGACAAAUAGGCCAGUACGCGGUGGGUCCGAUGAAGACACAAACCCAACUAAUGCGCACGAUAGAAGUGCUGUGGAGCAGCCCAGCGAACCCAACAACAUAUCAAACAACCAGAGCGGGUCUGAUCCAGAAAUCUUAGAAGCAUUUUCUGAACAGCGAAGCCCAUCGACCACCGUUGAAAAUUCGAACACCCUCGGAAACGGCGAACCGCCUGGUAUUUUCGGCCCAAGACCUGUCAACACUCCACAGUCUGUUCAGGUAUCCUCACCAAGUACUGGUGUCCACGCGCGGCAACGUAUCACUCUUAGUGCAGCGUUCGAGCCUCCUAAUCUUGGCCCUCCUCCCACGUCAAGGUCCUUGGCCAGUUCACUGCACUGACCUGAAAUUGCCUUGGAAACAUUAAUAUGAUGCUCGUGUCACACUAAAUCGCAAUUUUUCGAAGAAUACUUUUAGUUAGAGAUUGCUCUAUUUCUGAUAAUCCAAGUGAUAUUUUAUACCAAUUAUUCGUAUUUCAAUGCUGUACCGGAUGAAAAUCUACCUUUUCUUGGUGGUGAUAAAAAUUUCAUUAUUCCGUGACUGGAAUUCCGAGCUUAUCUGCUUGAGAAUUUUGUUGCUUGAAAUGAGUCUUCGUUGUUUGUUUCAUCUAGAUGGAACUGUAAUGCUAGUAGCUAGGGAGUUCAUUUAUUUUCUUCUCUAGUUCAUUUAUUUUCUUCUCUAGUUCAUUUAUUUUCUUCUCUAGUUCAUUUAUUUUCUUCUCUAGUUCAUUUAUUUUCUUCUCUAGUUCAUUUAUUUUCUUCUCUAGUUCAUUUAUUUUCUUCUCUAGUUCAUUUAUUUUCUUCUCUAGUUCAUUUAUUUUCUUCUCUAGUUCAUUUAUUUUCUUCUCUAGUUCAUUUAUUUUCUUCUCUAGUUCAUUUAUUUUCUUCUCUAGUUCAUUUAUUUUCUCCUCUAGUUCAUUUAUUUUCUUCUCUAGUUCAUUUAUUUUCUUCUCUAGUUCAUUUAUUUUCUUCUCUAGUUCAUUUAUUUUCUUCUCUAGUUCAUUUCUUUCUGCUGUUACUACUAAGUGAGGCCGAAGUCGCACUAACCUCUUCUCUACAUUGUUGCUAGUACGCAUUGACAUUUAGCUACUCCUGUCCUUUUCCAACUCUGCUUCAUCUCUUCCCCUCUAAACUGCCGCUUGGUUUCUCGCCAUAAUAGGAGUCUCUCAUGAUGA